AUGCUUCGUCGCACGGCCAUUGUCACGGGUUCCGUACGGGGGAUUGGGAAGGCGAUCGCCCUCCGACUCGUCCAAGAUGGUUAUUCCGUCUGUGUCAAUGGCCUCCCCAACUCUGCACGGGAAAUUCAAGCCGUCGUGGACAUGAUCAACAACAGGACUUCCACCGACAACGUUGUCCCUGACCGUCCCAAGGCCAUAGGUGUCCCCGCGGACGUGACCUCUGGUAAAGCCGUCGAGGCGAUGGUACAGAGAACCGUCAAGGAACUAGGGCCUCUCACACUGAUGGUGGCCAACGCGGGCAUUGCACAGGUUAAACCGUUGCUUUCUGCGACUGAGGCCGACAUCGAUCAAGUCAUGUCUGUUAACUUCAAGGGAUUAUUCAAUUGCUAUACGCAUGCGGCGCGGCAAAUGAUCGCGCAGGGAGACCCGCAGUUUGCGGCGGGGGUAGUAGGUGUGUACAAGAUCCUUGGAGCGGCAUCCAUCGUGGCAGUGAAACCGUUCGCAACACUAGGGAUCUACUCGGCCAGUAAAUGGGCGGUGCGUGGUCUGACACAGGCUAUGGCGAUGGAGAUGGCACCACAUCGUAUCACAGUGAAUGCGUAUGCACCAGGGAUCGUGGACACUGAUAUGUGGGAAGGCAUUGACCAGAAGUUGGGUGAGAUCCAGGGGCGUGCAAAGGGGGAAAGCUUGCGGCCGUACUCGCAUCAGUUCAUCGCGAUGGGACGCACCAGCGUAUCCCAGGAUGUGGCCGGGCUAGUUGGGGGCUUUUUGGCCAGUAGUGAUUCAGAUUAUAUGACGGGGCAGACGAUGGUGGUAGACGGGGGAAUUGUGUUCACCAAAUACUCCGUAGUAUUCACCUGA
Molecule: messenger RNA, 861 nt
Organism: Aspergillus tanneri
Lineage: Eukaryota; Fungi; Ascomycota; Eurotiomycetes; Eurotiales; Aspergillaceae
Exons: 2
Coding region: 1-861 (286 amino acids)
Molecular function (GO): oxidoreductase activity, acting on the CH-OH group of donors, NAD or NADP as acceptor
Source: RefSeq, a predicted model, not a curated record